Messenger RNA from Pedinophyceae sp. YPF-701, 3534 nucleotides. The record is from the annotation of a GenBank genome assembly. Lineage: Eukaryota; Viridiplantae; Chlorophyta; Pedinophyceae.
AUGGCGGGAUCGCGCAAGAAGAACAAGCGGGGCCGCACGGGGGGAUCCAACGGCCCCUCCAAUGGAGCGGCGUCCAGGGACGGCAACCAGGCCUCUGGCAUGACUCCGGUCCAGCAGGAGAUCAUCAACACUGUGCUGAACGCUGCUCCAGGCACCACGGCCAGCGCGGCGCCCGACGGGGCCUUCUCGGCCAUGCAGCAGGCGUUCGGGAGCGCGGGCUUCAAUGUCUCGAACGUCACAAUGUUCAAUCAGCCGGGCGGAAGCGCGCCGGCCCCCGGCCCGGCCCCCAGCGCACCCCGCAAGGCCUCCCAGAGCCCCAGCCAGCGCCAGGCCACGAUCAGCGAGCACAACGCAGCCCUCGCGCAGUUCAACAGCGUACGCAACAGGCAGGGGUACGGGGCGGUGCUCCCCACGACGCCGGCCGGCGCGCCCAACCCGGGCAGGCGUGUGCCGCCCGUGUCCUCGUGCACCCCCGUCCGCGUCGGGGAGCUGCGGUCGCCCACGGCCACGGGCACGGUGCACGACGGCAAGGUGCUGCGCGGGACGCUCGUCGUCAGCCCGUUCCAGGUGCGCGCGCUCCAGACGGUCCUGGAGGACGAGGUGGGUGACGUCAUCAAGUGCGGGAUCUACAACCCCGAGGCGCUCGCGGAGGGCGGGUCGCCGCUGCACGCGUUCCGCCAGGGCCGGAAGGUGGCGAUCGUGGAGCCGUUGUACAAAGUGUUCGCGGACACCAGCACGGGCGUCCGCGUGGACAACCCCAAGUCGGUGGUGUUUGAGGACUCGGAGGCCCCCCAGGAGCGCGCCAAGAGCCCCGAGAAGCUGAAGAGCGCGGAGGAGUACCGCGCGGAGGGCAACGAGCUGUUCGUCGGCGGGCAGUACGCCAAGGCCGUCGCGAGCUACACCAGCAGCCUCGAGCGCCACGACGCAGACAAGGUCCUGUCGACAACGCUCCUGAACCUGUCCGCGACCGAGCUCGCGCGCGACCGGCCCCUCGCGGCGCUCGCCAUGGCCAUGGCCGGCCGCGCGGUCGAUCCGAAGAACCCGAAGGCCUACUUCAGGGCCGCGACGGCGCUGGAGAGGCUCGACCUGACGGAUGCGGGGCUCUUCAUGUGCGACCAGACGCGGCGCAUGACCGUCGGGAAGAGGGACCUCGCGGUCGAGGAGCUGCUCGGCCGCAUGAAGCAGCGCGGCGGGCGCCCCGCCGGCGAGCAGGAGGCCCUGCGCACGGCACUGCGGCUGAUGGCCAAGGAGCCCGGGGCGUGCUUCCCCCCGCAGCCCUCCGCCGCGGACGAGGCGAAGUUCCGCGCCAUCGAGGCCAAGUCCGAGGACGAGCUCGCGCCGCUCCGCGCGGAGGGCAAGGCCAGCGGCAACGACCUGUACAAGUCGGGCGACUACGAGCUCGCCGGGAAGGAGUACCGCGACGUGCUCGCGCACUUCCCCGGCGCCGCGGCGGUGCUGUCGAACCGCGCGAUGUGCCGUCUGAAGAGCGGGGAGCCCCUGCAGGCCGUCUCCGACGCCGCGGCGUCGAUGUGCCUGCGCGCGGGGCACGCCAAGGCGCAGUACCGGUUCGCCUGCGCGCUGCUGGACCUCGGGUGGCGCAAGGAGGCCGCGCUCGCACCGAUCGGUGCGCUGGACGCGGAGGCGCGCAGCGCGAUCACCAGCCGCCUGGGCAACGCUGCUGGCGGCCAGCCGCCCGCGCCGGACGCGUCGGCGGGACCGAGCCAGAGCAGCGCUCCGCCGCCUGCGCCGGAGAGCGACGACUUCGACGACAGCGGCCCGGAGGUUCCGCCGGACACGGCGUUCGAGGCGGAGAACGCGGACGUGCUGCAGAUGACGCCGCCGCCCGACGCCCUCCGCGCGAUGGGCAUCCACCAGCCGGUGCCGCGCCGCGACAUCCGGGCGUACCACCGGUCGUACGAGCGCGCGGGGCAGUGGCCGGCGCACUGCGACGUCGCCGCGUGCCGCGCCCUGAUCGCGCAGCAGCGCAAGAUGGACAUCCUCACGAACAACGACCUCGUGGACCUGUACGCCUCGCUGUCUUCGCACCCCGCGAUGAUGUCCGCGGCCAUCCCGGCGCGCCUCGGCGUGCGGCCCGAGGACGCGCUGACGAUGGACCGUGUGCAGUGGUGGCUGCAGGCCCAGGUGGGCGACGUGCGCUUCCACGCGCGGCCGCUGAUCAGCCCGCAGGUGCACGAGACCGUCCUCGAGCCCUCCGUCCCCGCGCUGCUGCGGCCGGCGGAGAAGCUGCACCGCGGCGACAUCCACGUGGGUGUGGGCUUCCUGGACCUGAGCUGGAUCGCGCAGGCGGCGCAGAUGGGGUUCGCGCCCGCGCGGGACGAGAGUCGCGCGAGCGAGCCGGUGCGCUGGGUCGGGUUCGACGCGUGCUCGUACAACGUGGCCAAGGCGGCGGUGAUCAUCGAGAUGAUGCAGCAGGCGUCGGCGGGGCAGGGGCAGGGGGUCGCGCGGGACGUGCUGCAGGUGUGGUACAGCACGUCGUGGACGAAGGGGGCGCUCGCGCGGUUCCGCGAGGCGGUCAAGGCGCUCGUGGACGACCCUGCGAUGGCGUCGUGGCACCCCAAGUCUGUCAUGGAGUACCUGACGUGGUGGCGGCACCACGACGACGUGUCGCUGCGGGCGGCGCGCAGGACCUUCGUCGAGGAGGAGGGCAUCACGGCGAAGUUCGGGAACUGGAAGCUCAAGCGCGACUGCCACGAGCACAUCACGUACGCGCUCACUGGGGAGGUGGGCGGCAGCGGCGAGGUCGGCAGCCCCGUCGUCUGGGCCCUGCCGCCUGGUACGCCGCGGGUAUCCAAGACCGAGACGAUCUUCGACUCGGUCGGGAUCGAAGAGCUCAGCGCGAAGAUGCGCACCCGCAGCGACAGCGUUGGCGCAGUGUCGGUGGUGACCGACAUCCUGCUGGACCGCAUCCAGGCGAUGGCGGACGCGGUCGCUGGCGGGGCGCUCUCGCUCGAGGUCGAGCACGCCUGCGUGGAGAAACGGAAGCGAGGCGUGGCGGAGCGCAUUGCCUCGAUGCGGCCCACCUCGAUGUCUUGGAGCAACUGCUGCGACCUGUUCGGACCCAAGGAGUUCCACGCGCUCGCCAGGGCGUGCUCCGCGCCCGGGGGCACGCGACACUAUCUGCAAAGCGUGUUCUGGGUCCGCGACGUCAAGGGUGCGUUCGUGCUGGACUACGACCAGCGGGAGGACCGGUGGCGGCACAUUGACGAGGGGGCUGCGCAGGUGGCCGCGGCGUACCGCGCGGACGGGCGGGACGCGUACAUGCUCCUGCCCGUCGUCGAGACCAUCGCGGGCUCGGCCGACUUCGUCCUCAUGCGGCAGUACCACCGCCGCUGGGCGGAGCGCUUCUUCGCGGAGGGCGGCGUCCCGCCCUCGGACUGGGAGAUCACUGCGCCGCCGCAAUUCAACGUACACGCGCAGUUCUUCGGGGCGUUCGCGAUGGCCUUCACGGCGCACCGGCGCAGCGACACCAAGAACCGGUCGGGCAAGAGCAAGACCUCUGAGGAGGGCAAGUGA